This is a messenger RNA of Tarenaya hassleriana, 2587 nucleotides long. Its product is annotated as CBL-interacting serine/threonine-protein kinase 12-like. Gene Ontology annotation, biological process: signal transduction; protein phosphorylation. Bases 200 to 1744 code for a protein of 514 amino acids. The record is from RefSeq and is a predicted model, not a curated record. The transcript is spliced from 2 exons. Gene Ontology annotation, molecular function: ATP binding; protein kinase activity. NCBI's taxonomy places the organism in Eukaryota, Viridiplantae, Streptophyta, Magnoliopsida, Brassicales, Cleomaceae.
UUUGAUAUGAGGAAAUGGGAUAAGGCAUAUUCCAAAUAUUUACAACAGAGCUUCUAUUUGUGCGGUGUGAGAGGACUUCUCCUGCAACCUCUCGAGAUUUACGACCAGAUCGCAACAAGGCGCAUUCGAAAUCCAAGCAAGAGGCGAAUUCUGAACGCCCAGAAAUCUCGAAUUAUCCGCCUCCCAUGGCGGUUCAUUGAUGCCCUUUCUCUCCUCAGGCGAAACCAGUAGCGUACACGGAAGCCCAGAGACUCGGAAUUUUGCUUUCAUGGCGGAUUUGCUGAGCAAAGCGAUGACGAUGACGAAAGAGAAGAGCGGCCCACAAGCUCUUGUCAUGGGAAAAUACGAAAUGGGUAAGCUUCUCGGCCAUGGAACCUUCGCGAAGGUUUAUCUCGCCCGGAACGUGAAAUCCGGCGAGAGCGUCGCCAUUAAAGUGAUCGACAAGGAGAAAGUUCUCAAAGACGGGUUGAUCGCUCACAUCAAGCGCGAGAUUUCCAUCCUCCGCCGCGUCCGACAUCCGAACAUCGUGCAGCUGUUCGAAGUCAUGGCGACGAAAGCCAAGAUCUACUUCGUCAUGGAGUAUGUCCGAGGCGGCGAGCUUUUCAAUAAGGUCGCGAAGGGGCGGUUGAAGGAGGAAGUUGCCCGGAAAUAUUUUCAGCAGCUGAUCUCCGCCGUGGGGUUUUGCCACGCCCGCGGUGUGUAUCACCGGGAUCUGAAGCCGGAGAAUUUGCUUCUCGACGAGAACGGCAAUCUCAAAGUCUCCGACUUCGGUCUCAGCGCGGUUUCCGACCAGAUUCGUCAGGACGGUCUGUUUCACACUUUCUGUGGUACACCGGCGUACGUUGCGCCUGAGGUUCUUGCCCGAAGAGGCUACGACGCGGCGAAGGUCGAUAUUUGGUCGUGUGGGGUCAUCCUGUUCGUGUUAAUGGCUGGUUAUCUACCAUUCAAUGACCGUAACGUCAUGGCCAUGUAUAAGAAGAUCUACAAGGGCGAGUUCCGGUGUCCUAGAUGGUUUUCGCCGGAGCUUAUCCGGUUGUUGACUCGGCUCCUGGACACAAACCCUGAAACCCGAUUCACAAUUCCGGAGAUUAUGGACAAAAGUUGGUUCAAGAAAGGGUUUAAGCACAUCAAGUUCUAUGUGGAAGAUGAUAAGCUUUGCAACGUUGAAGAUGACGAAAUGGAUUCAAUUGAAUCCUCCUCGGACCGAUCUUCUUGUGUUUCUGAAUCAGAUGCUGAGUUUUUUGAGCCCAGAAGGAGAGUCGGGUCACUUCCGAGACCGGCGAGCUUGAAUGCCUUUGAUCUUAUAUCGUUCUCACCAGGUUUUGAUUUAUCAGGCUUGUUCGAGGAGGGUGGCGAGGGUUCUAGGUUCAUAUCUGUAGCGCCCGUUUCGAAGAUCAUUUCGAAAUUGGAAGAGAUUGCCAAAGUUGUGAGCUUUACAGUCAGGAAGAAAGAUUGCAGAGUGAGUUUAGAAGGUUAUAGACAAGGCGUCAAAGGUCCGUUGACAAUUGCUGCAGAGAUAUUCGAACUGACUCCUUCACUGGUGGUUGUGGAGGUCAAGAAGAAAGGAGGGGAUCAAACAGAGUACGAGGAGUUCUGCAACAAGGAGUUGAGACCCAAAUUGCAGAAUUUGACGGCAGACCAUGAGGCGGAAACCAUGGUUGAAUCUGCAGCCGGAGGAGCUGCUCCAUCCACAUUCCUGCCUUCUGACACUCCACCUGUAGAUUUGCCUUCUGACACUGAAUAGAGAUGAGGAGAAGGGGAAGUGAACUAAGAGAUGAACAUGAAAGGAAGAAGAAUCGGAGAAAGAUGGCAUCCAUAAGGGUUCAGGAUCAUACCCUACCUGCAGAGAGCAGCAUACAGGUAUGUGAAAACAUAGGACAUAUCUCUUGGCAUUACAUUGUACCAUUUCAUAGAAAGCUUAGAAUCUGCACCCACUCACUAUCCUUCAGAAUUGUUGCAUUACAUAUAUAGGCUUGAGGAGUCAUCUUGUAACUUGUAAAUGGCAAAUUCAAUCAGUGCUUAGAAUGGACAUGUCAGUUCUCACUCUCAGCAAAUCAGAGCUUUUUCUAUAUUAGGAAUCAAGAUUGAUAUCUUUUAUUGAAAUGGAAUAAAUUCGGUCGCAAUGGCAUUAUAGUUCAUAGAUUACUACUGUAUUAUAUACCGAGUCGUACAACAACAUCGCCUUAAUCCCAAGUUUAUUUAGGGUCGGCCACAUGCACAUGAACGCGGUUUGAUCUUCUUCAGUUCAGUCCGAACCACUGAUUUUUUUGUGUGGGGAUUUUUAUGGACAAAGACUUUGCCUAAAUGGGACCCUUAAGUUUUAUGAAUCAUAUGUGACUUGUCUUGUGCAGAUGCAAGUUGUGUUUUGUCUGAUAACAUUAUUCAGGGUUGUUCUUGAAUUUGUCUGCCUGAACUGAGGUGGAAGUACAUGUGCAAGCAAGCAGAUAACUAUAAGCUUCAUGAGAUUUUUUUUUUUUGUCUGGAUAUGCUCUCAAUGAUCUGGGUUCCCUGAGAUGAUAUUAUAAAUUAUGAAACAGAAUAUAGAAGUGAAUGAUGAAGACGGUGUUCACCUUUCCUUUCAUAUACA